Molecule: messenger RNA, 2802 nt
Organism: Coregonus clupeaformis (lake whitefish)
Lineage: Eukaryota; Metazoa; Chordata; Actinopteri; Salmoniformes; Salmonidae
Gene: armc1l
Product: armadillo repeat containing 1, like
Exons: 7
Coding region: 98-916 (272 amino acids)
Molecular function (GO): protein binding; metal ion binding
Source: RefSeq, a predicted model, not a curated record
GUUCGACCAAUGGGGCUUUUUUUCUCUACAAAAUUCGUAUUUUUUUUUCUGCGGACGAGCUGCGUUAUCCGUGAGACCCGGUAGUUAGGUAACUAAGAUGAUGGAUGCUCUGUCUGUGGUGACCCAGCUCCGGGACCUGGCGUCGGAGCCCCAGAACCGGGAGGCAAUAGUCCAGGACCAGGGCUGCCUCCCCGGGCUGGUUCUCUUCCUGGACCACCAGGACCCGCAUGUGCUGUUCGCCACCUUGCAGACUAUGCGCUACCUGGCAGAGUGGCCCCUCAACAUCCCCACUAUGAAGAAUGAACUGGGCAUGAUGGUCAGCUUGGAGACCCUGAUGGAGAGGAGUGGUUUGCCUGAUGACAUCAACGUCCUGUCGAGGGAGGUGUACGGUAUCCUGAGUGCCCCCCCUACCCCAGCCCCCCCCAGCCCAGAGAGAGAGAGGAGGAGGAACAAACCUCAGUUCUUCCUCAACUCCUCCAAAGGGAAGAACAAGUCUGUGACUCUGCACAUCCAAGGCCUGGACAGCACUGACCAGCGAGGUAUGUGUGAGGAGGCUCUACUGAAGGUUAAAGGGGUGAUCAGCUUCACCUUCCAGAUGGCUUCUAAGAGAUGCACCGUCCGCAUCCGCUCUGACCUGCCCACUGAGAGUCUGGCGUCGGCCAUCGCUGCUACCAAGGUGAUGUCAGCCCAACAGGUGGUGAGGAAUGAAGCUGGGGAGGAGUGUCUGCUCCCCCUCAGUGUGUGUGGUGGUAAUGUGAGGGAGGAGAAUGUGUCGAUACCAGACUACCUCCCAGAGGACGAGAGUCCCGAGAGAGAGACGGACCGUGCCGUGUCCCGGACCGCAGCCAAGGGCGACACCUCUGGCAGCUGGCUUGGCUCAGCAGCCUCUUUCCUCACCAGAUCCUUCUACUGGUGAACCUGGGGUCCUCAGGAGCUGGCAGCCGAAGUGGACACUCCCCAUCAUGGAUUUAAAAGCAUAGGAUUGGAUUCCACUAUUGUUAAAUCCAUGAAGGAGGGUGUAAGUGCACAUUACAGGACCAGGGUAGAGAAACGGGACGUGACCAGUGGUGGAAAAAGUACCCAGUUGUCAUACUUGAUUAAAAGUAAAGAUACCUUAAUAGAAAACGACUCAGGUAAAAGUCAUCCAGUAAAAAACUACUUGAGUAAAAGUCAAAGUAUUUGGUUUUAAAUAUACUUAAGUAUAAAUGAUUUAAAAUUCCUUAUACUAAGCAAAUCAGACGGCACCAUUUUGCUUUUUUAAUGUUUAUUUAUGGGUAGCCAGGGUCACUAGCCAGGGUCACUAGCCAGGGUCACACUCCAACACACAGACAUCAUUUACAAACGAAGCAUGUGUGUUUAGUGAUUCCGCCAGAUGAGGCAGUAGGGAUGACCAGGGAUGUUCUCUUGAAAAGUGUGUGAAUUGAACCAUUUCCCUGUCCUGCUAAUCAUUCAGAAUGUAAUGAGUACUUUUAGGUGCUAGGGAAAAUGUAUGGAGUAAAAAGUACGUUAUUUUCUUUAGGUAUGCAGUGAAGUAAAAGUUGACAAAUAUGAAUAGUAAAGUACAGAUACCCCAAAAAACUACUUUAAGUAAAAAAUACUACUGAAGUACACCACUGCCACCGACUAGGGUGACCACAUUUAAAAUACCCAAAUGCUGGACAAUGGGAUGAUUUUGUGGGACAUUGUAACCUACAUCAUCCCCUUCCUGUUUUUUUUGGUAAAUUAGUGGUGUUUGAAUUUGUUGAUAAAGGGCCAAAAUGUGGGACUGUCCUGCCCAAUCCGGGACACGUGGUCACUCGACCAACAAAUAUGUCUUUAUGAGACAGUAGAACGCUGCUGUUGCCUGAGAAAGGGCUUCUCUGUUGAUUUUCUGUUGCAGCCCUGCUCACUGCUUUCAGGUAAUACAUUGGGAUGAAUGUGCGUGUUAUCCAACACUUCAAUCUGGUCUAUUUAUCCAUGUUGUUACCUGUUGUUGCUGUCGGUCUCUACGCCUGUUGUAAUGUUUGAUUUGUGUACUUUUAUGUUCUGGGGGAUUUACUACAAAGCAGGAUCAGUGAGGAAACUAAUUCGCCUAAAUAUUCUUAAUUUAUUUAUUAUUUUUUUGGAAAGAUAAGCUUGAAAUGGGCAUUGUCUGACUCAACAACUAAAAAACAAAUAUCUGAGUUUUCUUAAUGUCAAAAGCUGAAGAACAUAGGCCCAUCCAGGUAGAAGUUGAAUGCACCAAUUUGUAAGCCGCUCUGGAUAAGAGCGUCUGCUAAAUGACGUAAAUGUAUGUUUAGCAGGUGCUGGAGUUGGAAAACAGAAAGGAAACCGCUGACGCUGCUUCUCAUGCUCCCAGGUGAUCCACAUGGACGCCUGAUGAAGACCUAAAAAACACUUCUGUUUUUUAUUUCUACCUGGUAGUUAAUUGCACUCACCUGGUGUCCCAGGUCUGAAUUAGCCCCUGAUUAGAAGGAGAGGAUGGAAAAACAGAGGUGUUUCGGCCCUCCAGGACCGGAAUUGAAGAACCCUGACCUAAGGGUUGAAACGUUGUUAUAAUAAAAUCCCCUGGGACCAGGAGCAGCGCUUUCCUUUUUAUUUUUCCAAGUUUUCUUAAUGAACCAAACAAUCUAGUUAUCAUUGAUCCUGUUUUGUGGUCCACAGUACCCCUCAGAUCUUUUGUCUUUUUAUAAUAUUUUAUUGAACUCGUUGCCCCUGAGGUGACCCUAAAACGCUUGUAAAAACUGCCUUCAAUAUGUUUGCUAAUUCUGAAAUAAAUGACCCCCCCCUAAAAAAUAAAUAAAUAAUGUAAACAAACCACAA